GCGGUUCUAUUCCUCCUCCCCGUUGUCUAUUCCUUUAUUCUCUUUCCCUCUUCCACUGUUGGAGCCGGCGCCCGCUGAUUCCGGUGUGACGCCACGUCCUUGUAUCAAAGUGCAAGCAUUUGAAAACUUAUCCAGAAGUACUCAUCCCUGUAAUUUGAGCAAAGAAAUACCUAUGAAGAACUAUUUAUCUGAUACAGCAAUUGGAAGCCCUUGAAGUUCUGAAGUAAAGAUGGGUGAUGAAGAUGAUUCCAUCGAACAAGCUGCUGCAUCACGUAGAGAAAGGCUGCGGGCUCUUAAAGCUGCUCAAGAAUUGAUGAAUACUCCUGAUGAUGACACUACACAAGCUAAUGAUAAGACAAAUGACGAUGAAACUACUGAAGAGCAAAAUCCCAUGAAAUUUCGUAAUUAUGUUCCGCAGGACAAACACCUCCAGGAAGGGAAGCUUGCUCCUGCCGUGCUACCAAAGUUUGAAGACCCUGUUGCUGCUGCCCCUCCACCUGAGAAGGAGGAUCCUUUUUUGAAUAUUGCUCCAAAGAAACCUAACUGGGACCUGCGGAGAGAUGUGCAGAAGAAGCUUGAUAAGCUUGAAAAACGAACUCAGAAGGCUCUUUACAAACUUAUGGAGGAGCAAGAAAAACAACAACUAUUGACUGAAGGGGAUGAUACAAAUGGCACCGCAGAUUAAUUGUAGAAUCUGAAACAACCUGAUUGACCGAUGCAGAAGUCAGUAUUAAUGCUACAUCUUGCUUUUGCAGUGUAUGAUUACUGUUAUAUUACUCAUUCUGAAUUUAGAGGUAAAAAAUCAUGGAUUCUUGCAGCUUCUUCCCCCCCUCCCCCUGGUCUUCGGGAAUUAAAAUGCCACUUCUAAACAUUUGAGUCAAUCGUCGUUCUCCCA
Messenger RNA from Neltuma alba, 895 nucleotides. RefSeq names its product coiled-coil domain-containing protein 12-like. The transcript is spliced from 5 exons. Gene Ontology annotation, cellular component: post-mRNA release spliceosomal complex; U2-type spliceosomal complex. Lineage: Eukaryota; Viridiplantae; Streptophyta; Magnoliopsida; Fabales; Fabaceae. The record is from RefSeq and is a predicted model, not a curated record. The coding region runs from base 230 to 685 and encodes 151 amino acids.